GGCUCGCCGCCCCCGGCCGAGCUCGCACUAUAAAUAGAGGUCAAUCGGGCCUGUGCACUUCGUACUUGCAACAGCAACGCCACCAACAAAGCCCCGAGCUCUCACUACUCCAGCGUACUCGUCGAUCACCGGCCGGCUUCUCUUACUGCUCGCAGAGGGCUCGCCGGGCGGCAGAGUUCAGGGGAGCUUGCAGCGGAGGCGCCACCAUGAGCUACGGGGGAAGCUCGUCUGGCGGGCGCGGCGGGCGCCGGCUGGAGUACGGCAGGACCUACGUGGUGAGGCCCAAGGGGAGGCACCAGGCCACCAUUGUGUGGCUCCAUGGCCUCGGCGACAAUGGCGCAAGCUGGUCCCAGCUCCUGGAUUCUCUUCCACUGCCCAAUAUCAAAUGGAUUUGCCCUACUGCACCAACAAGGCCUGUUGCGGCUUUCGGUGGAUUCCCUUGCACUGCAUGGUUUGAUGUGGAGGAGACUUCAUUGGAUGGCCGUGAUGAUAUCGAAGGACUUGAUGCUUCAGCAGCUCAUGUUGCAAACUUACUGUCCUCUGAGCCAUCCGAUGUGAGGCUUGGGAUCGGAGGAUUCAGCAUGGGUGCUGCCGCUGCCCUUCACUCUGCUGCAUGCUAUGCUCAUGGGAGAUUCACAAAUGGCAUUGCCUAUCCGAUCACCCUCAGUGUUGUCGUCGGUUUAAGUGGCUGGCUUCCUUGCUCUAGGACCCUGAGGAGCAAGAUUGAGAGCUCACAGACUGCACUUAGAAGAGCUUCUGCCUUGCCAAUCCUGCUCAACCAUGGAAGAGCCGAUGAGGUUGUCACCUACAGGAACGGUGAGAGGUCGGCUGAGAUUCUGCGAUCCUCAGGGUUCCAAUAUACGUAUUUCAAAGCAUACAAUGGACUUGGUCACUAUACCAUCCCUGAAGAAAUGGACGAUGUCAGCAAGUGGCUCAGCUCAAGGUUGGGGCUUGACCGACCUCGCGGCUAACCCGAAAACAUGCUGGCAGUGCGAUGGCUUUGAUAGGGAGAUAUAGAAAGAAAGUAUUGACAAUAUGCAGAAGGUUGAUAGGUUAUGUGAAUUGUGAGUUGUGACUAUCAUGGCUUGGUAGGCAGUAACCCCAUGUGCUUUCCUCACAGAUACAUAUCAUGUUAGUUUACCAGUAAUGUACCUUGUUACCACUAAAGAGGAUGCCCGUAAUGUAGUAUUGUAUUGCUUGUUUGAUUACAUUAGUAGUAAUGCUCUUGAGUCUCCUUUAAUACAGUUGGCUCCAGAUCAGUUUACUCCA
Panicum hallii is the source of this 1269-nucleotide messenger RNA. RefSeq names its product acyl-protein thioesterase 1 homolog 1-like. Gene Ontology annotation, molecular function: hydrolase activity. Lineage: Eukaryota; Viridiplantae; Streptophyta; Magnoliopsida; Poales; Poaceae. The transcript has 9 exons. The record is from RefSeq and is a predicted model, not a curated record. The coding region runs from base 207 to 971 and encodes 254 amino acids.